Molecule: messenger RNA, 1075 nt
Organism: Dermacentor albipictus
Lineage: Eukaryota; Metazoa; Arthropoda; Arachnida; Ixodida; Ixodidae
Gene: Rheb
Product: Ras homolog enriched in brain
Biological process (GO): small GTPase-mediated signal transduction
Cellular component (GO): plasma membrane
Molecular function (GO): GTP binding; GTPase activity; GDP binding
Source: RefSeq, a predicted model, not a curated record
GCUAGACGAAAGCAAAACGCAUGUGAAAAAUUGGCGGGCUUGUUACAUUUAAUCUGGAGUAACGUACUGGUUCUAAAGCGGGGCAGUGUUACUAUUUCUUUUUUUAUUUUAUUUUUAUAAACUCUAACAGGGAAACUGAAACUAAGGAAACAGCUGUCGUCGUGAUCUCCGCAAUCCAACCAUGGCGCAAGUUUUCUGUCCAUCACUACACAUUCGUCUGGCAACAAGACCAAAACUUGUGCUCAAAGGAGCUGCGAUUGUUGGGGAUAUCGCCGUUGUGCUACCUAAUCAUUGAAACUUUCGCGGACCGCAGUUUCCGCCAGUUUACUUGUUCGUGUUGGUGCUGCCCCUUUCUCUCUGCGGUCAGGGCCCGAGUAGGUUGCGGUCAAUGUGGGUCCACGGCUGACGCUGCCUGCCGAUAUGGCUCCCAAAUCUCGGAAAAUUGCCAUUAUGGGCUUCCGAUCCGUCGGAAAGUCGUCGCUGACGAUACAGUUCGUGGAGAACCAGUUCGUGGACUCGUACGACCCCACGAUUGAAAACACAUUUCACAAGACCGUCAAACUCAAGGGCCAAGAGUACCACCUCAAGCUCGUCGACACUGCGGGACAGGAUGAGUACUCCAUAUUUCCUCAGUCUUACUCCAUGGACAUCCAUGGCUACGUGUUGGUCUACUCGAUCAAUUCUGCAAAAAGUUUUGAGGUGGUCAGGGCACUAUACGAGAAGCUCCUGGACAUGACUGGAAAAGUCCAUGUCCCCAUUGUUCUUGUUGGCAACAAGGUAGACCUGAGGGUUGAAAGGGUUGUUAGCUAUGAAGAGGGGAGGCAAGCUGCUGAAUACAUGAAAGCAGCAUUUUUAGAGGCCUCAGCAAAGCAGAAUCAGAGCGUGUUUGAGAUCUUCAGCACCAUGAUACAACAGAUUGACAGGGCUGACGGCAAUGUGCCUGAGAAGCAAUCCUGUGUUGUCUCCUAAUGGCUUACCUCAGCAGAGCUGUUCUCCAUCUGGUUCUGUUCAGGGACUGCUCGGAAGCGUUCGGGCUGUGGACAGAAUAAAGAAGCCCACCGCUUUUGCUUUUACA